Messenger RNA from Coniosporium apollinis CBS 100218, 420 nucleotides. RefSeq lists its product as uncharacterized. The coding region runs from base 1 to 420 and encodes 139 amino acids. The transcript has 3 exons. Gene Ontology annotation, molecular function: 7S RNA binding; endoplasmic reticulum signal sequence receptor activity. Gene Ontology annotation, biological process: SRP-dependent cotranslational protein targeting to membrane. The record is from RefSeq and is a predicted model, not a curated record. NCBI's taxonomy places the organism in Eukaryota, Fungi, Ascomycota, Dothideomycetes. Gene Ontology annotation, cellular component: signal recognition particle, endoplasmic reticulum targeting.
AUGGCAGAGACACAGCUGACCAACGAAGAGUUCUUCACCCAGCUUGCCGGUCUCUUCAGCAAAAGCCAGGAGAAGCAACACGGCUCUAUCUUCCUCACCCAGAAGCGAUUCACAUAUUCUGCGGAUUCGGCACCCUCCAGCCCCGUCAAAGUUGCCGACGACCCCCUGUGGGACCUGCACCCAGAAAACCCGCUACCAGUCAUUGUCCGAGCCACAAACGGCAAGUCGAAAGAGAAGCGAGCCGGUAAGGUUAAGCUGUCUACGGUCGUGCAGCCGGACGCGCUAGAGACGUUCUAUGCACGGUAUGCGGAGGUGUGUAAGGCGGGGAUGCAGGCGCUGAAGAAGAGGGAUAGGAGUAAGAGGAAGAAGGAUAAGGCGAAGAAGAGGAAGACGGGUGGGGAGGGGGAGAAGAAGGGUUGA